AUGGCGCACCAAGCGCACAAUAUCCCAUGGGCCUUGCUCGCCUCAAAUUUAGAAUGGAAGACCCCGACGUCCUUAAACAACAUCGCCACAAAUCUCUACCCGCGCAUGAAACCCGAUCAGGCGAAGGACUUGACACACUUUGUCAAUGCCUUUGUGAAAACUCUCGACGAGCAUUCAGUCUGCGAGCGAAAGAAGUAUCCGGAGCACUACGAUAUUCCCGAGUCAUCGGAUGUGAUACUCGAUGAAGCUAUUGUUCGCAAGAUAUCACCUACAGUCCGUCGAUGGCGCGGUAACUGGCCCCGCAACUGGCCCCGAGCCAACACUUGUCCUUCAGGUAAAUGCAAAGCAUUUGAAGUUGUGGGAAAGAAUCCCAGAUGGACACAUUUGUGCGAUGAAUGCGCAUGUGUAGUCAUCCCUCAAGAAGAAAGAGUUAUGUCGGCGUUUCUUCGAAACCCCCGUGUUGAGAUUGAUUGGCGUUCUAGUGGUGAUGACUCAAACGAUGAGGCAAUAUUCAAUAAUAAUUUCGUACUCACGCUCCUUCUAUAUGGGGAGAUGGAACCGAUAUUGCGUGUUUGCGCCCAUCCGGAAAAUUAUCUGAGGUUCUGGCAUGACGGAUCAUAUUUCGAAGGUCCCCACGAUCUUGGAUGGGAGGAAUUAUGUCGGCAGAUGCUCUCGGUCUAUGUCUCCCUUAAUGUAGCAUACUGCUUCCCCGAAACAUGGGAUUCUGCAUCUGGCAGAACCGAAGAAAAGGACUAUCGCAAUGCCAGGUUCUACCAGCAGACACUUAUUGAGUCUGCUUCGUCGUCUGAGGUAGACGAGCUCCGGUCGAUUUUAUGCUCGAAGGGUCUUCCCAUGGAGUUGGCACUGGAAAUCAUGAAGUUCGCAGACUACAAAACACCGAAGAGCAAACUCGAUCCACCACAUGAUCCGCUACACCCAGCGAACCGAGAGGCUCUCGGGCAGUAUCUCAAGUACUGUUGGAAAACCCUAGUGUUAUAUUAUACCAUGGCGACGGAGAUUGGUAUGGACCCGCUCGACCGGAUGAACCAAAGUGAUAGGAGCAACAAGUUCAAUUGGAAGAAUCUUGUCGGGGAUGCCAUCAUUGACCUAUUUGAUCACCGCAAGGAUCGACACUAUGAUUGGCGGUAUGAAUAUCUCACUAGGAGCCUUAGCAUGAAGUAG
Messenger RNA from Penicillium cosmopolitanum, 1182 nucleotides. RefSeq lists its product as uncharacterized. NCBI's taxonomy places the organism in Eukaryota, Fungi, Ascomycota, Eurotiomycetes, Eurotiales, Aspergillaceae. The coding region runs from base 1 to 1182 and encodes 393 amino acids. The record is from RefSeq and is a predicted model, not a curated record. The transcript has 4 exons.